Messenger RNA from Jatropha curcas, 1115 nucleotides. RefSeq names its product Glutaredoxin family protein. The record is from RefSeq and is a predicted model, not a curated record. NCBI's taxonomy places the organism in Eukaryota, Viridiplantae, Streptophyta, Magnoliopsida, Malpighiales, Euphorbiaceae.
AUAAUAAUGUGCAUUAAAUUACCAAAAGUAAAAAGUCGUCCACUGUUUCCACCCUUUUGGUUCUCUCUUUUGCUUUAUUUUGCCUCUCUUCUUCAAAUUUCAAAAAUCAAUCAUCGGCACCGCCUACCGCCAUGGGUUGUGUAUCUUCCAAUUUGCUAAACAACGAGGACGACUUCACUCAACUCGGCAGCUCAGCACUCGGUCACCACAUUGUCUCCCUCACCUCCACCACUUAUGGUCUCCUCAAUCUUGAUCCACCGCCGCAGUCCUCUGUCACCACUCCUCCAACUCCACCCGCUCGCUUCACCCUCGGCUCCAUCUUCCCUAGCCCUCUAUGCGAGCCUAAGUCUCUCUGGUCCGAACCCAGGCCUCUCCGCUCCGAUUGCCCAGAAACCAUCAAUUCUUGGGAGCUCAUGUCUGGCCUGGACGCCGAUAGCUUCCGAUUUUCUCCCAUUAUCAAGAAAGAUGAGAGUCCUUUAACCGACAAAGAAAACUCAAAUCCUAAUUUCAGCUUCAGUGCUUUGAAGUCGUUGAAAGACAGCAGUUUUGCCUCAAAAGAAAAUUCGCAUUCGCUAGAUAGAUUUGAAAAGUUGUGUCCGCCAAAUGGGGAAAACAGAGUUGUGAUCUACACGACCACGUUGAGAGGCAUAAGAAAAACAUUCGAAGCGUGCAACGUUGUUCGCACAGCAAUUGAAGGAUUUGGGGUCGUAAUUUGCGAGAGAGACGUGUCAAUGGAUCGUGGAUUUAGAGAGGAGUUAAGGGAGUUGAUGGGGGAGAAAGAAAGAGAAGCAACGUUGCUGCCAAGAGUAUUCGUGAAGGGAAGGUACGUAGGUGGAGUGGAGGAUGUGAUGAGGAUAAUGGAGGAAGGGUGGAUGGGAGAGCUGCUACAGGGUUUGCCAAAGAAGAGAGUAGGAGAUGUGUGCGAUGGGUGUGGAGAUGUGAGGUUCCUGCCCUGUUUUUCUUGCAAUGGAAGCUCCAAAAUGGUGAUGGUGGUGAAGGAUGAUUUCGGACAGAAGCAAGGGAGAACGAUGGCGGUCAGAUGUCCUGAUUGCAAUGAAAAUGGUUUGGUGCUCUGCCCCAUUUGCGCCUGAAGCUUUUUUUUUUUUUUUUUUUUU